Messenger RNA from Paramuricea clavata, 593 nucleotides. The record is from the annotation of a GenBank genome assembly. NCBI's taxonomy places the organism in Eukaryota, Metazoa, Cnidaria, Anthozoa, Malacalcyonacea, Plexauridae.
AUGAGCGGGGACUUUAAUUUGGUUUUAGAUAUAGAUAUGGACCGUUUCGGUGGAAAUCCUCACGGGAGUAUUGGUAGCCCAGAAUUGAAGCGGUUGUUAUCAAAAUAUCAUUUGAUUGAUAUCUGGAGACAUCAACAUCCAUCAUUGAAAACUUGUACCUGGUCCAACGCGGACCGUUCUAUAAUGUCGCGGUUGGAUAAAUUUUACAUUUCUGUGGAUUUGGUGGAUGAUAGUAAGAUAGUAACUGGGAUUCAAUCAUGUCACUUAUCUGAUCAUGAUUUGGUUUCCUUUCAUAUUUUUGAUACGCAUCACGUUCUUACGUGGGUCCGGGGUGUUUGGAAAAUGAACACUUCUCUCCUCAAGCAUGAAAAUCUGCGAACUGAGAUUAUAUCUUUCUUGUCAGACUGGACUGAGCCGAAGAUGUUAUUUAGUGAUGUUGGGGAGUGGUGGGACGGGGGCAAAGCUGAAAUCAAACAUAUUAUUAUUGAGUAUAGCAAAGCUGUCAGGCAGCGAAUAAAUGAACAGCAAGUUCCAUCGUCGUCGACAAAACAAUUGGCUGAUAUCACACAGGAUAGCAUUUUCUCUAAUCAUCG